This is a messenger RNA of Rotaria sp. Silwood2, 1125 nucleotides long. The record is from the annotation of a GenBank genome assembly. NCBI's taxonomy places the organism in Eukaryota, Metazoa, Rotifera, Eurotatoria, Philodinida, Philodinidae.
AUGAGGACGAUUAUUGAGGCUGAUAUAUUUCCUGUUUGUCCAUCAUUUGGUGCUAUUAAUCAAUCAGAGUUCCUGACAACAACAACGAGAAAUAUUUCACCUCAUCGUAGCCGAUCAAAUAGUAAUAGUAGUGAACCAGCAAGUGUUUUGAGUGAUUAUAUCUUUAUACCUUCAUCUCCAUCUUCAGCAUCAUUAUUACUUCCAGCAAAUACAAGUUUUGCUGAGGUAUCCGAUCAAAAUUUGUUAGAUAAAGAAGACGACGAUACAAAUUAUUUUAAUCAAUUUAUUUGCCCAACUGAUAGUGAAGAUGAAUCAUCACACUUUUAUGAUGAUGAUAAUAAUGAUGAGUCAUAUAUUGAAAAACGUGCUACACGAAAACAAUUAGAUUUUAUUGAACAUUUACAAGACAGACCUUAUCAGCGAACAAAACGUUCAAAGAAAAAAAUGAAUGCACAACGUCAGAUUAAAACUAAACACGCAAAAUCAAUUAAAAUAAAGUCACAUAAUAAACAUUUAUAUAUACAUCAUCGUUUAGCUAAAAAAGUUAUACUUGAUGAACCAAGUUAUCAUUGUAUACCAUCAUCAGAACCAGUACCAUUAUAUUCUCUUGAAACACUUCGAUCUAUUGUAUAUGAACAUCGUCAUCCGUAUAAUUUAUCAUAUACAUAUUAUUCAACAUCAUCAAAUAAAAAGCAACGAUCAAAAUUGAAUAAUAAUUUAUUUAUUGAUGAAUCUCAAACAAUUUUAGGUGCAUAUCAAUUUCGUGAAUAUACAUUACAUGAAUAUAAUAUUCCUGAUGAACCUUCAUUUGAUGAUUCUAUGAUUGACUUUCUUCUUGAAAUGCAAAAUCGUGAUCUUUCACCAGAAGAUUAUGAAAUGUUAUUAAGACUUGAUGAACGUGUACAACGUAAAACAGUUAAUACAAAUAUAUUAGAUACAUUAUCAACAAUUGAUGUUAAUGAUAAACAUUUAGAUGAUCAAUGUACAAUAUGUAUGGAAAAAUAUCAACAUGGACAACAACUUAAACUAUUACCAUGUACACAUAUAUUUCAUUUAAAUUGUAUUGAAACAUAUUUAAAGGAAUUUUCAGUUCAAUGUCCAUUAGAUAAUUUACCAUUAGCAUAA